Molecule: messenger RNA, 1925 nt
Organism: Lipotes vexillifer (Yangtze River dolphin)
Lineage: Eukaryota; Metazoa; Chordata; Mammalia; Artiodactyla; Lipotidae
Gene: QPCTL
Product: glutaminyl-peptide cyclotransferase like
Exons: 7
Coding region: 219-1370 (383 amino acids)
Molecular function (GO): glutaminyl-peptide cyclotransferase activity; zinc ion binding
Source: RefSeq, a predicted model, not a curated record
UUUGGGUUGUGCAACCCUCAGGGGAACCAACCCCCAAAGCUCGGGGAGACAGGGAGGCGUGUCCUCAGAACGAAAGUCCCAUUGGCUUUACUGCCCGCGGAAGUGUGGGAUGGUGCAGCCGCUCUUGUUGCUCAUUGGUCCCGUGAUUCCACGGGGUGGGACUUGGCUGGGCCUAAACUCUAUCCGCUGUCCCAGACCGGUUUCAGGGCAAAGCUGCCAUGCGUUCCGGGGGCCGCGGGCGGCCCCGGCUACGGCUCGGGGAACGCGGCCUUUUGGAGCCACCCUCACCGCCCAAGCGCCGCCUGCUACCUCGGGCGCAGCUGUUGCCUCUGCUGCUGCUGGCGCUGGCGGUGGCCUCGGUGUUAUACACCAGUUGGAGCGGCUGGCACCGCCAGACUGAGGAGCUGCCGCUAGGCCGGGAGCUGCGGGGCCCGUCUAUCGGGAGUCUCCCCGAAGCCGGGGUACGGAGGGUGGUGGGGCAACUGGACCCUCACCGUCUGUGGAACAAUUAUCUGCGCCCCCUGCUGGUUGUGCGGACCCCCGGCAGCCCCGGCAAUCUCCAAGUCAGAAAGUUCCUGGAGGCCACACUGCGGACCCUGACGGCAGGCUGGCAUGUAGAACUGGACCCCUUCACAGCCUCGACACCCCUGGGGCCACUGCACUUCAGCAAUGUGGUGGCCACGCUGGACCCAAGGGCUGCCCGUCACCUCACCCUUGCCUGCCAUUACGACUCGAAGCUCUUCCCAUCUGGGUCAGCCCCCUUUGUGGGGGCCACGGAUUCGGCUGUGCCUUGUGCCCUCCUACUGGAGCUGGCCCAGGCCUUGGACCUGGAGCUGGCUAGAGCCAAGGAGCAGGCAGCCCCAGUGACCUUGCAGCUGCUCUUCUUGGAUGGUGAAGAGGCACUGAAGGAGUGGGGACCCAAGGACUCACUUUACGGCUCCCGGCACCUGGCCCAGCUCAUGGAGUCUGCACCCCAUGGCCCCAGCUUCACCAGGAUCCAGGCUAUUGAUCUCUUUAUGCUUCUUGAUCUCCUGGGAGCCCCCAACCCGACCUUCUACAGUCACUUUCCUCGCACGGCCCGCUGGUUCCAUCGGCUGAGGAGCAUCGAGAAGCGCCUGCACCGUCUGAACCUACUGCAGUCUCAUCCUUGGGAAGUGAUGUACUUCCAGCCCGGGGAGCCCCCUGGCUCUGUGGAAGACGACCACAUCCCCUUCCUCCGCCGAGGGGUCCCCGUGCUCCACCUCAUCUCCACACCCUUCCCCUCUGUCUGGCACACGUCCGAUGACUCUGAGGCCAACCUGCACCCACCCACGGUACACAACCUGAGCCGCAUCCUGGCCGUGUUCCUGGCUGAAUACCUGGGGCUAUAGCCUGCCUGGCAGACUCUGAGGGAGAAGCAGCCAGCAGCAGAUGUGACGAGGGCACCUGGAACCGAGGAGCUCAGGCCAGGCCUGCUUGCGGUGUGCUGGCUUGUUCUUUUUUAACACCUUUGGCUCUGCUUGUGCUCUGACUGGAAGACCCUCUUUCUUUAUCUCAAGCUGCCACUCUUCAAAGACAUGGAAGAGACAGACCACUGUGGUGUGAGAGCCAAAGGAAUAAGAGAUUGGCUGCUGCCCUGAGGGAAACACUUGGGCUGCAGGUCUGCAGGGGCCAAAUGCCGUUCUCCAUUUUAGUCAGCAAAUGGCAUCUGGACCAGCAAUACCCCUGACCAAAUGAAUUCUCUGUGGCUUAUGUUUUUGUGGCAGUUCCUUCUCCAGAAUGGCAGCCUUGCUACCGCAUCAGUCCAAACCCAACUCCCACAUGGAUGUGCCAUGGGGAGCCCACAGAUGUGCUCGUAAGCAGGCAACAGAGGAGAUGGAAGCCAAUACUUGGAAACUCCAGAUUGUGCCAGAUCCAAUGGCCAAUAAACCAGUGUUUCUGCAAAA